AUGGAGGAGGCCCAGGAGAGUGGGUGCUCGCAGGAGGCCCUCCGACCCGGGCCAGCAGUCCUGGUAGGCUUCCAGGGGGAGGUGGAGCUGAGCCUCCUGCAGAUGGGCGGAGCUGAGGGAGGCAAGCCUGGGGCAGUCAGGGUCAAGGCUCCAGGACUGCCAGGGCAGGAAGCCACACAGGAUGUUAUGGAGAAGCAGGACAGCAGCAAGGGUGCAGCAAUUUUGGCGGCUGACAGCUUCUUCUGUGAGAAAUGGCGAUUUGAUAAAAUGCAAAGUGGACGCUAUCGAGCUCACAGCUUUUCAGAGGAGCUGGGAGCCAUGGCCCUGGGCUUCUCUCCUCCCUCCAUCCAUCUCCCCUUGCAACUCCAAACCCAGCCUGUGCGUCCUGGAAAGCCAGGAGGAGGACUCCAGCCCCAGCCACCCCAGCAGGCAGCUGCUGACCACUUCGAAGCUACCCUGCCUGACUCCACGAGGCCACGCAGCCUCCCUCACCGGCUGGGCCUGGCUGAGACCCUGGACUCGGAGCGGGAGCAGACCUCAGCCAGUGCCCAGGAACUGCUAGGACAGGAUGGAACUAGCCGUGGAAGGCGGAUUUGGGAAGACCCAGCUGUGGAGGCCUGGCAAAGGCUCUCCCGGCAGCAUCCGCACGGGACAGGAUGGAACGAGCCGUGGAAGGCGGAUUUGGGAAGACCCAGCUGUGGAGGCCUGGCAAAGGCUCUCCCGGCAGCAUCCGCACGGGUCAAACCUGUCAGGGGCCUGGGACUGCUGGUUUAUCUUGGGCUUCAGCAUCAGGUUCUGUGGGUAACAGAUUGCGGAAACUUCCGAGCUCUCCUGUGCGUCCGCAGCAGCCCUCGUACCGCGGAGGAGCGCGCAGCCCAGGCGAGGCCGGAGGACGUGCCCAUAGAAUGCCCAGGGGCGACGAGCUGUCCUGAGCCCCUCUGGUGCAGCCACCUUCCUGUCCCAUACACCCUGCCCACCACGGAGUCCAGAGGGAAAUCGGCCAGCAGCCCCAAGCCCGACACCAAGGUGCCCCAAGCCACCACCGAGGCCAAGGUACCCCUGGCAGCCGAUGGGAAAGCCCCCUUGACCAAGCCCUCGAAGAGGGAAGUCCCGGCUGAGAAGCAGCAGCCGCUGGCAACCCCCAGCAUGGCAACUGCCAAGAAGACCCUGGCCAAGGCGAACCCCGUCCUUCUCAACCACAGCAAACUGAAGCCGGCCCCCACGACCCCCAAGGUUCCCAGCAGUCCUGAUGCAACCCCGGGGCCCAAGGGUCCUGGGGACGGGGCGGAGGAGGACGAGGCUGCCAGUGGGGCUGGGGACCGAGGUCCCUGGUCCUGCGAGAAUUUGAACCCCCUGCUGGUGGCUGGAGAUGUGUCUGUGACAGCCACAGCCCUGAUUCUCGGUGGGGACUUCCUGGCCCAGAAAAAAAAAUACCUGCGGGCCAGGCGGGGUGCACAGAGCCACUUCCUGUACAGACCUCAGGAAGCCAGUGCAUGCAGAAUUCACCCUUAUCUACGUGUACACACGCACAUUCAUUACACAUCUACAUAUGCUCCCAACACACGCACACAGUGGAGAGGACGCCCGCACCCAUCCUUGCUGAUCCAGGACUUCCCCAACCUCCAGGGCAGAAGGAACCCAGGCUCCGGGGUCCACAGUGCCAGCUUUCGGGAGAAGGUCUAG
This is a messenger RNA of Mandrillus leucophaeus (drill), 1683 nucleotides long. RefSeq lists its product as uncharacterized. Gene Ontology annotation, biological process: radial glia guided migration of cerebellar granule cell; cerebellum development; cerebellar granular layer maturation. The record is from RefSeq and is a predicted model, not a curated record. NCBI's taxonomy places the organism in Eukaryota, Metazoa, Chordata, Mammalia, Primates, Cercopithecidae.